Pygocentrus nattereri (red-bellied piranha) is the source of this 1953-nucleotide messenger RNA. It is a transcript of the gene dnajb1b, whose product is annotated as DnaJ heat shock protein family (Hsp40) member B1b. Gene Ontology annotation, molecular function: transcription corepressor activity; Hsp70 protein binding. The record is from RefSeq and is a predicted model, not a curated record. Bases 348 to 1382 code for a protein of 344 amino acids. Lineage: Eukaryota; Metazoa; Chordata; Actinopteri; Characiformes; Serrasalmidae. Gene Ontology annotation, cellular component: cytosol. The transcript has 3 exons.
UUGACAUGCCGUGACAUCGAGGUCGUCCAAUCAGAAGGCGAGACUCGUUCUGGGGGAGGGCCGUGGUGGAAACGCUGAGAAAGCGCCGGAGAGCUGGAGAACUUUCUCGAACUUUCUGCGACGGUUGAAAAGCGCGGAGCAGCGCGGAACUCACAGUCACAUCCAGGGAGAGAGAGAAAAGAGGCGCUCCGGAGGUAAACAAGGGAUAUCCGCCAAAAACGAGCCAGUUUGGGAUAAGGACGGCUGAAAGGCAGCAAAACAGUCGACGUCAGACAGUUUUGGACGCUCGGCGCGGUUGAAUUCUGCCUCAUUUUCGGCUUAACUCGGCGGUUAGGAACUUUCCGUAGAUGGUGAAGAUGGGGAAGGACUACUACAGCGUUCUGGGCAUCAGCAAGGGCGCGUCCGAAGACGAAAUCAAGAAAGCGUACCGCAAACAGGCUUUGAAAUACCACCCGGACAAGAACAAGUCUCCGGGAGCCGAGGAUAAGUUCAAGGAGAUCGCCGAGGCUUACGACGUCCUGAGCGACCCGAAGAAGAAGGACAUUUACGACAGAUUUGGAGAAGACGGACUGAAGGGCGGUUCUGGUGGUCCAAAUGGCCCUAGUGGUUUCACCUACUCAUUCCAGGGUGACCCUCAUGCCAUGUUCACGGAGUUUUUCGGCGGGCGGAAUCCGUUCGAGCACCUCUUCGGCCGCGGAGGCGUUGGCGACGAGGACAUGGACGUCGACGACCCGUUCGGCUUUGGCAUGGGUGGCUUGGGAGGCAUGGGAGGCAUGGGAGGCCCGCGGGCCUUCGGGAUGCGUGGCGGCCACGGCGGGAGACUGGAGAAGAAGCAAGACCCGCCUGUGACCCAUGACCUCAGGGUCAGCCUAGAGGAAGUGUUCAGCGGCUGCACCAAGAAAAUGAAGAUCUCUCGCAAGCGGCUGAACCCGGACGGCAGAACGACGCGGCCCGAGGACAAGAUCCUCACGGUGGAGGUGAAGAAAGGCUGGAAGGAGGGCACCAAGAUCACCUUCCCUAAAGAGGGCGACGAAACACCAACUAACAUCCCAGCCGACGUUGUGUUUGUGGUGAAGGACAAGCCACACCCGGUGUUCAGACGGGACGGGUCCGACAUCGUCUACCCAGCCAAGGUGACUCUCAAGGAGGCUCUCUGCGGCUGCACAGUCAAAGCUCCUACGCUGGACGGCCGUUCCAUCUCCGUGACCGUGCAAGAUAUCAUCCGACCUGGCACGAAGAGGCGCAUCACCGGCGAGGGACUCCCUUUACCCAAAAGCCCAGAUCGCCGUGGCGACCUGGUCGUUGACUUUGAAGUCAAAUUCCCCGAGAGGUUAAGCCAGGACGCCAAGGACACCAUCGCUAGAGUCCUGCCUGCGUAUUGAACACUUUUCUAGCCCGUUCUGCCACAGUCGUCGCCAUGGUUGUGGAGAGCAAGCGCGUCGUCACGGUCGCCUCAGGUCCCGCUCUCCUGUCUAACCCUCCGGAGGACGAAGCUCCAUAAUGCUGCACUGUAAAGCCAGCUGGACUGUAAAAGCCAGUGGCUGCUGCAAAGUCUCUACGUACAGAGACUCUAAGAGACUGUACUGAAUACCGAAAUCUUUCCUGCUGUACUUCCUUCUCUUCGGACGUUCGCAUGAGCUCGGCAUCAAAAAAAUACUCCAUCAAAGCUGCCAUCCAAAUGUAUAGCAGGCACACCUGUUCGUGCUGCUGAUAUCAAGUGGCCGAUGGAAGAUUUUCGCGGUUCACGUGGAACCAUGAAGGUCGUUUAUUUCUUUCCCUUCAAAGAAAUGGGCUCUUUCUCAUAUGCAUUGUUGGAAUAUGUAUAUUUUGUGGUUUUGUUGGCUUUUGUUUACUUUCUGUACUAUUGUGAAUAUACUCUUCCCAGAUGUCUGCAUGUCAUUGUGCACAGGCAACAGUGAUGUACUGGAAUAAACCUUGGUUAUUGUAGUUUUA